AUGGAGGCACUGCCGCAACACGAGCCACAACAAGAGCCACGUCAUGAGCCUGUCCAGCAAGGUCAUACCGAGGGAGACCAAGGCGGACCACAAGAAGAAGGGCCAGUGGUGCCUGUUGUGCAGCAAGAGGCAGACCCCCAGGGCCCAGUAGAAGAGCCACCACAAAAUGAUUUUGUGGAGCCACAAAAUGAUGUUUUGGAGGACCCCGAAAACAAAGAUGAAGAAGAUGGCGAGGAAGGUGAUGAAGAAGAUGGCGAGGAAGGUGACGAAGAUGAAGAAGAUGUUGGUAAUACCGCGGAUCAAGAUAAACCUGGUGAUGAUGAUGAUGAGAACCAAGGAGCAAAUGGUGGUACAACGGGUCCGGUUGCGGGUGAAGUUGAAGGUGCAGAUAAUGCAGAGGGUCCGGGUGCUGAUGGGACCGAGAAUACAAGGGUUGGGGGUGAAGGUUUGGACCAUGGUGCUGUUCAUGGUUCCAAUCCUGAAGAUUUUGAUGGUGCUGAACCAGGUGGUGAUGGUCAGGUGAGAACAAGAAUAAAGGCAGCGAGGCCUAAACCUAGUCCCAAACCCCGCACUGCGACAAAGAGAUCCCGUAAGCCUAGUGAGAAGGCAAUAGCAAUGAGAACAACUCGUCAACGACUAGGUAUUAGAAUGACGAAGGCAGACAGUUCUAUUUUGAAGUACGUAGAGGCUUACGACACCAAAAAGAAAGCAGGAGGGGCUAUGUUGAUUGAAUGUGAUGGGAACGACGCAAACCAGCAGAUGUGUUACUCGGUUGUUCACCCCAGGUCCUAUGUGAAUUCCCAGUAUGUUCGUACAAUUGCAUAUCUCUACAACCGGGAGUGGGCUAGUGAAUUUCCAAAGAGUUGUCGCAGACUUAUGCUUGACUCUAUGUUUGCACAUCAAAAGCUAAAGACGAAAGAAACAUAUGCUAGGUUGUUGAAGAAGUGGUCGCAACCACUUAGGAAGGUGGUCUCCUCGGAUAUUUCUGUGGUAUUACCAUCUUAUACUAUUCAUCCCUCAUUAUUAGAUAUUUUGUAUGUUCGCAAUAGUUGACUCAUGUUGACUUAACACAUGAUCUCUAACAAAACAUCA
Spinacia oleracea (spinach) is the source of this 1092-nucleotide messenger RNA. RefSeq lists its product as uncharacterized. NCBI's taxonomy places the organism in Eukaryota, Viridiplantae, Streptophyta, Magnoliopsida, Caryophyllales, Amaranthaceae. Bases 1 to 1053 code for a protein of 350 amino acids. The record is from RefSeq and is a predicted model, not a curated record. The transcript has 3 exons.